CCCGCCCCCUCUGCGCCCGCGCCGCUCCCGCGCCGCCCCCCCCGGCAGUGCGGUGCUGCGCCGCGAACAUGGCGUCGGAGGGGAUGAUCCUGACGAACCACGACCACCAGAUCCGCGUCGGCGUCCUCACAGUGAGUGACAGUUGCUUCAGGAACCUUGCCGAGGAUCGUAGUGGGAUAAACCUUAAAGAUCUGGUCCAAGACCCUUCUUUGUUGGGUGGGACUAUAUCAGCAUACAAGAUAGUGCCAGAUGAAAUAGAAGAAAUUAAGGAGACGCUGAUAGAUUGGUGUGAUGAAAAGGAACUUAAUUUGAUUUUAACAACUGGAGGAACAGGUUUUGCACCACGAGAUGUCACUCCAGAGGCCACUAAAGAAGUAAUAGAGCGAGAAGCCCCGGGGAUGGCCCUGGCAAUGCUGAUGGGAUCACUAAAUGUUACACCUCUGGGCAUGCUCUCUAGGCCUGUGUGUGGAAUCAGAGGGAAAACUCUCAUAAUUAAUCUUCCAGGUAGCAAGAAAGGGUCACAGGAAUGCUUUCAGUUUAUACUGCCAGCCCUACCUCACGCCAUUGAUCUUUUGCGGGAUGCCAUUGUAAAAGUAAAGGAGGUACACGAUGAGCUUGAAGAUCUACCUUCACCACCACCUCCUCUUUCUCCUCCUCCAACCACCAGCCCUCACAAACAGACAGAAGACAAAGGAGUGCAGUGUGAGGAAGAGGAGGAGGAGAAGAAGGAUAGCGGAGUUGCCUCAACAGAGGACAGUUCUUCUUCACAUAUAACAGCAGCAGCCAUUGCAGCUAAGAAGCAUCCAUCCUAUUCCAGUCCAGCUGUUAUCAUGGCUAAAGGUCAACAGCCCAUCCCUGGUCUCAUCAGUUAUUGCCAUCAUGCAGCAGGGAGUGCAGGAGAACUGAUUCCAGAUUCCAUCAUCUCUCGUGGUGUUCAGGUUCUCCCACGUGAUACAGCCUCCCUCAGUACUACUCCUUCAGAAUCUCCUCGUGCCCAAGCCACCUCUCGCCUCUCCACUGCAUCCUGCCCAACACCAAAACAAAUUAGACGGCCGGAUGAAAGCAAAGGAGUUGCUAGUAGAGUUGGAUCCCUCAAAGUCCAGUCUAGGUGCAGCAGCAAGGAGAACAUCCUCAGAGCAAGUCACAGCGCUGUUGACAUUACCAAGGUAGCAAGAAGACAUCGCAUGUCUCCAUUCCCAUUGACAUCUAUGGACAAGGCCUUCAUCACAGUUCUGGAGAUGACCCCAGUGCUUGGAACAGAAAUCAUCAAUUACAGAGAUGGAAUGGGGCGAGUCCUUGCUCAAGAUGUAUAUGCAAAAGAUAAUCUACCACCAUUUCCAGCAUCAGUAAAAGAUGGUUAUGCUGUCAGAGCUGCUGAUGGCCCAGGAGAUCGAUUCAUUAUAGGGGAAUCCCAGGCUGGUGAGCAGCCAACUCAGACUGUGAUGCCUGGUCAGGUAAUGCGUGUUACAACUGGUGCUCCAAUUCCGUGUGGUGCUGAUGCAGUGGUGCAAGUGGAAGAUACAGAGCUCAUCAGGGAAUCAGAUGAUGGCACUGAAGAACUAGAAGUUCGAAUCCUGGUGCAAGCUCGACCAGGCCAAGAUAUCAGACCCAUAGGACAUGACAUUAAAAGAGGUGAAUGUGUGCUGGCUAAAGGAACCCACAUGGGCCCAUCUGAGAUUGGUCUCUUAGCAACUGUUGGAGUAACUGAAGUAGAAGUUAACAAGUUUCCAGUGGUUGCAGUAAUGUCAACAGGGAAUGAGCUGCUGAAUCCUGAGGAUGACCUCUUGCCAGGAAAGAUUCGGGACAGUAACCGUUCAACUCUCCUAGCUACAAUCCAAGAACAUGGCUAUCCAACAAUCAACUUGGGAAUUGUGGGUGAUAAGAAGCCAGAUGUUUUUAAAGAAGAAGGGACACAGAGCUUCCAGAACACUGCGGAGACAGGCCUACCAGAUUGCCCAGAUGAUUUACUGAAUGCACUGAAUGAGGGUAUCAGCCGUGCUGAUGUGAUCAUUACAUCAGGAGGUGUAUCCAUGGGGGAAAAGGACUAUCUUAAACAGGUGCUGGAUAUUGAUCUUCACGCACAGAUUCACUUUGGCAGAGUUUUUAUGAAACCUGGCCUGCCAACAACUUUUGCAACUCUGGAUAUUGAUGGCGUAAGAAAAAUAAUCUUUGCGCUCCCAGGCAAUCCUGUGUCAGCUGUCGUCACCUGCAAUCUCUUUGUUGUUCCUGCACUGAGGAAAAUGCAGGGUAUCUUGGAUCCUCGGCCCACCAUCAUCAAAGCCAGGUUAUCAUGUGAUGUAAAAUUGGACCCCCGCCCAGAGUAUCAUCGGUGCAUCCUGACUUGGCAUCACCAAGAACCACUACCUUGGGCACAGAGUACAGGGAAUCAGAUGAGCAGUCGUCUGAUGAGUAUGCGCAGUGCCAAUGGACUGUUGAUGCUACCUCCAAAGACAGAGCAGUAUGUGGAGCUUCACAAGGGGGAGGUGGUAGAUGUCAUGGUCAUUGGAAGGCUAUGAUGUCACCAGCAAGAGCGAAGCUUUGAUGCAUGUCCACAUAUCAUUGACUGUAUCCUGUAAUAUGCAACGGCACAGCUAGUUUUUCCGAUUUGGAUAAAAGUUGAUCAGUAUAGUCAACAUCUUGAAAUAUAUUUCAAAUGGAAUUUAAAUAAAUACCUUUUAAAAAAAACUUUAAAACAAAUCUUAACAAAGAAAUUUAUUCUGAUUAUAUCAAAGCAACUUUUUCCUUUUCUUGCAAUUGCUUUGUGUGUUCAAUGCUAGUUCUAAUAGCGGUAGCUUUUAGUAGACAGCAGUAGGUGCCUGCAGAACUUGUGUUUUUUCUCAUCUUUAAGAUACAACUACUUACGCUCUUAAAACAAGGCUGUCUGCUUAUUUAUACUAGCGUAGACAACACUUGGAUUUCCCUUAUUAGUAUGCUUCAUAACCGCUUCACAGAGAGCUUCUGCUUGUUCUUUAUCUUGUAUCUCGUGUUGAUGUGCACAGUGCCAAAAGCGGAGUGGCUGCACUGGGAACCCAAUGAAGCCCCGAGGUUUCCGCACCUCGCCGCGCAUUCAGGGAUGUCUCUUGUCCUGGCAGCCACCCAGCUCAGUACUCUUGGGCAGUAACUGGAUACCUUUUAUUUCAACAAACAAAAAAAUUGCUUCCUUAAGUGCUGACAGCCUUUUUAACCAAUACAUUUAAAAAUGUACAGAACUAAAAACUAAAAAAAAAUCAAAGACUGAUCUUGUACAGAUAUUAGUGUUACCAGCAUUCGUGUGGAAAUUAAAUGAGCAAAGAAAUAAAACUAAUGUUAAACAACUCUGUACCAUAACAUUUUCUGUAAUGAUAUUGAAACUUAAAUGAAUAAAAAAAAUCCUCAAUCAUUAUUUAAAA
This is a messenger RNA of Prinia subflava (tawny-flanked prinia), 3389 nucleotides long. It is a transcript of the gene GPHN, whose product is annotated as gephyrin. Gene Ontology annotation, biological process: Mo-molybdopterin cofactor biosynthetic process; establishment of synaptic specificity at neuromuscular junction; gamma-aminobutyric acid receptor clustering. The record is from RefSeq and is a predicted model, not a curated record. Gene Ontology annotation, molecular function: molybdopterin molybdotransferase activity. Gene Ontology annotation, cellular component: postsynaptic membrane; cytoplasm; postsynaptic specialization. NCBI's taxonomy places the organism in Eukaryota, Metazoa, Chordata, Aves, Passeriformes, Cisticolidae. The coding region runs from base 69 to 2516 and encodes 815 amino acids. The transcript has 25 exons.